ACGGCUCUCCUCCACCGCCCCAGCUACUAGAAUUCCCAAAACACCCCUGUCUUAACCCCCAUCACAAGAAAAAUUGAAAAAAGAGCAUGCAAAACCCGUUAUUUAAAAGGCUGAGCUGGGCCAAUUCCACAUUGACAUUAUUAUCUCCAACAUUUGACACUCUUCCUUCUCUACUAAUAAUUGGACCCAAAAGAAAGCUCAGGAAGAAUAAUUUUAGGAAAAGAAGCAAAAAGGAGUGGAGUCAUCAUCGAAACGGAAGCGGAACUCGCAGUGGUACAUAUAGGGCGAUGCCUUGCUCUUUAAUAGAGACUAGCAAUACUUCUUGUGGUGGUGGUGGCGGAGGUGAACAGAAUGGCCGUCUUCGUAAUUUCAAACUGAACGAGUCCACUUUCUUAGCAUCUUUGAUGCCGAAGAAGGAGAUUGCCGCCGAUCGCUUCGUUGAAGCUCAUCCUCAUUACGACGGCCGUGGCGCCCUCAUCGCAAUCUUUGAUUCUGGUGUUGACCCGGCUGCCGCUGGCUUGCAACUGACUUCAGAUGGGAAGCCAAAGAUCUUAGAUGUUAUUGACUGCACUGGGAGUGGAGAUGUUGAUACCUCAAAAGUGGUGAAGGCUGAUGGAGAAGGUCGAAUUCGCGGAGCUUCAGGGGCUUCAUUGGUUGUCAAUUCUUCAUGGAAAAAUCCUUCUGGCGAGUGGCAUGUAGGCUAUAAAUUAAUUUAUGAGCUCUUUACGGACACAUUGACUUCACGUCUAAAGGAAGAAAGAAAGAAAAUAUGGGACGAAAAAAAUCAGGAGGAGAUUGCAAAGGCUGUAAUGCAUCUUGAUGAAUUUGAUCAGAAACAUACGAAGGUGGAGGAUCCAAAAUUGAAAAGGGCCCGUGAAGACCUCCAGAACAGAAUUGACAUAUUACGAAAGCAGGCUGAAGGCUAUGAUGACAAAGGACCUGUUAUAGAUGCUGUUGUAUGGCAUGAUGGAGAAGUAUGGAGGGUUGCUCUUGACACUCAGAGUCUUGAGGAUGGUCCUAAUUGUGGGAAAUUGGCUGACUUUGUGCCCUUAACUAAUUACAGGAUUGAACGGAAAUAUGGCGUGUUUAGCAAAUUAGAUGCUUGUACAUUUGUUGUUAAUGUGUAUUAUGAGGGAAAUAUCUUAAGUAUUGUUACAGAUAGCUCUCCUCAUGGUACUCAUGUUGCUGGUAUUGCUACUGCUUUUCACCCACAGGAGCCCUUGUUAAAUGGUGUUGCACCUGGAGCACAGUUAAUUUCAUGUAAAAUUGGAGACUCGCGCUUAGGGUCAAUGGAGACAGGAACUGGAUUGACGCGGGCACUGAUAGCUGCCGUGGAGCAUAAAUGUGAUCUAAUCAACAUGAGCUAUGGAGAAGCUACAUUAUUACCAGACUAUGGGCGCUUUGUUGAUCUUGUUAAUGAAGUGGUGAAUAAACAUCGUUUGAUAUUUGUGAGUAGUGCUGGCAAUAGUGGGCCGGCAUUGAGCACGGUUGGUGCUCCAGGUGGUACCUCUUCAAGCAUUAUAGGAGUUGGUGCAUAUGUGUCUCCUGCAAUGGCUGCAGGUGCUCAUUCUGUGGUUGAACCUCCAGCUGAAGGGCUUGAGUACACUUGGUCCAGCCGAGGACCGACAGCUGAUGGAGAUCUUGGAGUUUGUAUAAGUGCUCCUGGAGGGGCUGUUGCCCCCGUUCCUACUUGGACCCUUCAAGGGCGCAUGCUCAUGAAUGGAACAUCAAUGGCAUCUCCAUCUGCUUGUGGGGGAAUUGCAUUGCUUAUUAGUGCUAUGAAGGCUGAGGGAAUUUCUGUUAGCCCAUAUAGUGUAAGGAAAGCUCUUGAGAAUACGUCUGUUCCUUUAGGUGUGCUGCCAGAAGAUAAGCUAACCACUGGACAAGGGCUUAUGCAAGUUGACAAUGCAUAUGAAUAUAUACGGAACUCUCGAGAUUUUUCAUGUGUUUGGUAUCAAAUAACGAUCAAUCAAUCUGGAAAAUCAACUCCUGCAUCACGAGGUAUCUACCUAAGAGAGGCCACUGCUAGCCAACAAUCUACUGAGUGGGCAGUGCAAGUUGAACCAAAAUUUCAUGAAGAUGCAAGUAAGUUGGAAGAAUUGGUUCCUUUUGAGGAGUGUAUUGAGCUACAUUCUAGUGAUAAUACAGUUGUGAGAGCUCCUGAGUAUCUUCUCCUCACUCACAAUGGGCGUAGCUUCAACAUAGUUGUUGAUCCUACCAAACUUAAUGAUGGUCUGCACUAUUAUGAAGUCUAUGGAAUUGAUUGCAAAGCCCCAUCGCGUGGUCCUCUUUUCAGAAUCCCAAUUACUAUAACAAAGCCCAAGGUUGUAAUGAAUCGGCCACCACUAAUUUCAUUCUCAAGGAUGUCAUUCCUUCCAGGCCAUAUAGAACGAAGGUAUAUAGAGGUACCACUUGGUGCUAGUUGGGUUGAGGCAACCAUGCGGACAUCAGGGUUUGAUACUUCAAGACGAUUUUUUGUUGACACUGUCCAGAUUUGUCCAUUGCGAAGGCCUAUCAAGUGGGAGAGUGUUGUAACAUUUUCUUCUCCCACUGCCAAAAGCUUCGCCUUUCCUGUUGUAGGUGGUCAAACAAUGGAACUAGCAAUAGCUCAGUUUUGGUCAAGUGGCAUGGGAAGUAAUGAGGCAACUAUUGUAGAUUUUGAGAUCGUCUUUCAUGGAAUUGGGGUCAACAAAACAGAAGUAGUCCUUGACGGAAGUGAAGCACCCAUCAGAAUUGAGGCUGAAGCACUAUUGGCGUCAGAAAAACUUGCCCCCACUGCUGUUUUAAACAAGAUAAGAGUUCCAUAUCGACCUACAGAGGCAAAACUUUGUACUCUUCCGACCAAUCGUGACAAAUUACCAUCAGGGAAACAAAUACUAGCACUGACAUUAACCUACAAGUUUAAAUUGGAAGAUGGAGCAGAAGUAAAACCUCAUAUUCCUUUGCUCAACAAUCGCAUAUAUGACACUAAAUCUGAGUCCCAAUUUUACAUGAUUUCUGACACAAACAAGCGUGUAUAUGCAAUGGGUGAUUGUUAUCCUAAGUCUUCAAAACUUCCAAAGGGCGAAUACAUUCUCCAACUGUAUUUGAGGCAUGACAAUGUGCAGUACUUGGAAAAAAUGAAGCAAUUAGUUCUAUUUAUAGAAAGGAAUUUGGAGGAAAAGGAUAUUGCUCGAUUGAACUUUUUCUCUGAACCAGAUGGCCCUGUGAUGGGAAAUGGUACCUUUAAAUCCUCUGUUUUGGUUCCAGGGAAAAAGGAAGCAUUUUAUUUAAGUCCUCCAAACAAAGAUAAGCUUCCAAAGAAUUCUUCACAAGGAUCUGUCCUGCUGGGAGCAAUAUCACAUGGGAAGCUAUCAUAUGCCAGCCAGGAAGAGAGAAAAAAUCCAAAAAAGAAUCCCGUAUCUUAUCAGAUCUCUUAUGUGAUACCACCCAAUAAGACUGAUGAGGACAAGGGCAAAAGUUCUUCUUCAACUUGCACUAAAACUGUAGCUGAACGUUUAGAAGAAGAGGUUCGAGAUGCAAAAAUAAAGGUUUUUGGAAGCCUGAAGCAAGAUACUGAUGAAGAUCGGUUAGAAUGGAAAAUUUUAGCUCAAUCUCUCAAGUCUGAAUACCCUAAAUACACUCCACUGCUUGUGAAGAUAUUGGAAAGUUUGCUUUCCCAGAGCAAUAUUGGGGACAAAAUCCACCAUUAUGAAGAGGUUAUAGAUGCAGCAAAUGAGGUGGUUGAUAGUAUAGACAGAGACGAACUGGCAAAAUUCUUUUCACUUAUGAGUGAUCCAGAAGAUGAGGAGGCAGAGAAAAAUAAGAAGAAGAUGGAGACAACUCGUGAUCAAUUAGCAGAGGCACUGUACCAAAAAGGACUGGCACUGGCUGAGAUUGAAUCUGUAAAGGGCGAGAAAGCUUCAGCCUUGGUUACUGAAGGCACCAAAGACGUGGAUCAAGCUGGUGACGAAGGGAUAGAUAUCCAGUCAGACUUAUUUGAGGAAAACUUCAAAGAACUGAAUAAAUGGGUAGACCUGAAGUCCUCUAAGUAUGGCACACUCUCUGUACUACGUGAGAGACGCUCUGGAAGGCUUGGAACUGCUCUAAAGGUACUAAAUGACAUGAUUCAGGAUGAUGGAGAGCCUCCCAAGAAGAAAUUCUAUGAAUUGAAGCUCACUUUGCUUGAUGAUAUUGGAUGGAGCCAUUUGUCAACAUAUGAAGGACAAUGGAUGCAUGUGCGCUUCCCUACAAGCUUGCCUCUCUUUUAAGGUUGCUCAAAUUUAUGAGACCAGGUGUAUUCUGAUAGGGGAACCUGGUUAGGUGCCAGUUCCAGUUUGACAAAAGAUUGAACAUUGUAAGGAUGGUUUGUUUUUUUAGAUAAAUCAUUGUGAGGAUGGUUUCCAUGAUAAUAAAAUACAAUUCUCUUGUCAAA
This is a messenger RNA of Theobroma cacao (cacao), 4414 nucleotides long. RefSeq names its product tripeptidyl peptidase ii (gene TPP2). Gene Ontology annotation, molecular function: tripeptidyl-peptidase activity; serine-type endopeptidase activity. Gene Ontology annotation, cellular component: cytosol. NCBI's taxonomy places the organism in Eukaryota, Viridiplantae, Streptophyta, Magnoliopsida, Malvales, Malvaceae. The record is from RefSeq and is a predicted model, not a curated record. Gene Ontology annotation, biological process: proteolysis.